CACGUCAAUGAACUCCCUUCACCGCCAGUGUAAAUAAAGUUAUGUUUUGUUUACAUUCUUCUAAGUAACAAAAUGUGCCAAUUAACCAAAAGUGCCUGAAUACUUGAAGUAGCAAUAAUGGAAAAGUACAUAAGAUUAUAUCAAGUGGGUGAGGGAUCCUUCGGACAGGUUUUCAAAGGGAAAAAAUGUUCCGAUGGAGAAAUCGUGGCGAUCAAAAUCAUACGAAAGAUCGGUCGUUCGUCCAAGGAACUCCAUGGUCUUCGUCAGGAGUGCGAGAUUCAGAAGCAUCUGCACCAUCCUAAUAUCGUCCAGAUGAUUGACUCAUUCGAGACGGAAAAGGAGCUCGUUGUCGUGACAGAAUACGCCGAUAAAGAGCUCUACGAUAUUCUCGGGCAGAGUGGAAGACUUUCUGAAGAGAGAACUCAAGUUAUUGCCUGUGACUUAGUCUCUGCUCUCUAUUAUCUCCAUUCCAAUCGAGUUCUCCACAGAGACCUGAAGCCCCAGAAUGUCCUGGUGGAGUCAAAUGGUGUGGCAAAGCUCUGUGAUUUCGGUUUUGCACGUAGCAUGAGCACAGGCACCCACGUCCUGACCUCGAUAAAGGGAACGCCACUCUACAUGGCACCAGAACUGAUAGAGGAACACCCGUACGACCACAACGCAGAUCUCUGGUCGUUGGGUUGCAUCGUGUACGAGCUCCUGGUGGGUUUUCCACCAUUUCAGACCACCUCGAUUCUCCACCUCGUGAAGCUCAUCCGCUUCGAGGCAGUCAAAUGGCCGGAGUUCCUCUCACCGCACUGCAAGAGUUUCCUCCAGGGCCUGCUUCAGAAAGACCCCUCGAAACGCUUAACCUGGCCAGAACUGCUCGAUCACCCUUUCGUGAAAGGAAGAAUACUGAUUCUCAACGGAGAAAUCCCGAUGGCUGCGCCCUUCACAACUCCUCUGUCAGCAUCCCAAGCCCUAGCCAAACAGCGUCAGCUUCAACAUCUCGCUAUGCAGUCAGCCAGUCACUCUGGAAUUUUAGAGAAAGCUGUCGAGAAGGUGCAGGCGCAGGAACGUAAACUUCGAGAUCAGAGAUUUCGUACGUGCAUGUCUCAGCCUAGAUACCCCAUGACAAUGUACUGUCCCUACACCACUGGACAGCCUUUCCAUCAUCCUCUGGGUCGUAGUCAACCCAGUGGCACUGACUCCAGUGCCAGUGUCGAUGUACUCCUUGAGAAUUUGAGCCUCAGGGCUUCUCUGCAGAGUGAUCUGUUGAUCUUCGAUGGAGUCAAUCAGACUCUGUGCCCCUCAGACUGCCCCAGCGAUCAGCACAAUCAGAAUGAGGAUUUAUCCUGUCUCCCUGAAUGCAUGAAGGAAAACGUCAACCAGAAUAUCCAGGGAAUCUCUGGUUUUCAGACUGGAAACGAACCGAGACCAUCGUUUCCGCAAGGGAAGAGCAGACUCAGUGCAGAUUAUGAGAGGGAAUUCGGUGAUGAUCUCUCACAGCAGGUGGAGAGGGGCUCAAGGCUACCAGACUGGGAUGCGAGGGUUGUGGAACAGCAUAUUGAGAACGAGGAGUGGGUGGCAUUCCUCCAGAGGUCCAUGGAGGAGAUAAUCGAUGGAGAAAUAACGUCUCUGUUACAGGAGAAUUGUGUCUCAGUUUUUGUUUCUCCAUUGAGAAACUCUGGGGCUGGCUGCAAGGUUAUCGAAUUCGUGGCCUGUCUGCUGUCCCUGCCAUUUGUGGUGGCAGUUUCCAAAGACAACCUGAGGAAGAUCGAGGAGGUGUAUCUCGACGUCAGGGUUGUGCCUAAUCUAGUCUAUGCUGUCAAGUUGUUCAUGUCUGAGAAAAAUUCAGAGAAUGCUGGAAGUGAGGAGAACUCGAAGGGAAGGACAACUCGUUUAGCCUCUUCUCUCUCUGCUGAUGAACUUCAGACAAUCGAGUGCAUUAUGCUGAUACUUUGUAGAUUAGUUUAUGCAAACGAGAAAUUUCUCACGCAAUUCUGUGAUGCUGUUUAUAUUGUCAAUGGAGUGCCUUUCCUGCAGCAGCUGUACACAUUGGAGAAGAGGAAGCCUAGGGUUGUGGCAGAUCUGGUGGCUAUUUUUAAUAAUAUUUUGAGGUCACAGCCGGAAAAUGCUGAACUCGUGGAGAAAGUGGUGUUGGGUAAUGCUGGGGCUGUGGAGCAGUUUGUCAAGCUACUGUCCCACAGGCAGAUUGUGCUCAGGGUGAGGGGCUGCAUUCUUAUUAAGCUACUGGCCAGAUUCUGCUGCCGAGCUCUCCAACAGAUCUGGGGGAGAUCGUUGAAGAACCUGCUGGAGGGAUUGAUCCUCGAU
This is a messenger RNA of Fopius arisanus, 2310 nucleotides long. RefSeq names its product STKc_STK36 domain-containing protein fused (gene fu). Gene Ontology annotation, molecular function: protein kinase activity; ATP binding. Gene Ontology annotation, cellular component: cytoplasm. The record is from RefSeq and is a predicted model, not a curated record. Gene Ontology annotation, biological process: protein phosphorylation. NCBI's taxonomy places the organism in Eukaryota, Metazoa, Arthropoda, Insecta, Hymenoptera, Braconidae.